UUCUGGUUGCCUCUGGAUCCACUAGGCUCCCUUUACUUUUCCCGAGCCUCCCCCGAGCGCUCCCCACUCCCUCGAUCCCCACUGGGGGUGGAGGAGAUGUUGCUGCACUUUGAAGCAGCUUCCCUGCACGCGGCCACACCGUGGGCAGGAGGUGGCACCGUCGGCUCGGUUUAAUCAUCAAUUUAUUUCCUGCCGGGAAGCCCUUUCUGCCCUGGCCUGGCCUCAGUCCCUCCCGCUCGAGCUGGCCCUGCUGCAGGAUGGCUGCGGACAACUCUACCGGCGGUCCCCACGCCCCCGGGCCGCAGCUGAGCGUGGUCGACAUCACCAUCAUAACCGUGUAUUUUGCCCUGAACGUGGCCGUGGGCAUAUGGUCCUCGUGCCGGGCCAGCAGGAACACAGUGAGCGGCUACUUCCUGGCGGGCCGGGACAUGACGUGGGGGCCGAUGGGAGCCUCCCUCUUUGCCAGCAGCGAGGGCUCGGGCCUCUUCAUCGGACUGGCGGGUUCGGGUGCAGCUGGAGGCCUGGCGGUGGCAGGCUUCGAGUGGCAUGCCACGUACGUGCUGCUGGCCCUGGCGUGGGUGUUCGUGCCCAUCUACAUCUCUUCGGAGAUUGUCACCAUGCCUGAAUACAUCCAGAAGCGCUAUGGAGGCCAACGGAUACGCAUGUACCUGUCUGUCCUGUCGCUGCUGCUGUCUGUCUUCACCAAGAUAUCGAUCGACCUGUACGCGGGGGCCCUCUUCGUGCACAUCUGCCUGGGCUGGAACUUCUACCUGUCCACCAUCCUCAUGCUCGCCGUCACGGCUCUGUACACCAUCGCAGGGGGCCUGGCCGCUGUGAUCUACACAGACACCCUGCAAACGCUCAUCAUGGUGGUGGGAGCCGUGAUCCUGACGGUCAAAGCGUUCGAGCAGAUCGGCGGGUAUGAUCAGCUGGCAUCAGCCUACGCCCGGGCCGUCCCAUCCAGGAUCAUCUCCAACACCACCUGCCACGUGCCGCGGGCAGACGCCAUGCACAUGUUCCGAGACCCCUCCACGGGGGACCUCCCGUGGACCGGGAUGACCUUCGGCCUGACCGUCAUGGCCACCUGGUACUGGUGCACCGACCAGGGUGUCUCUGGAGGUCAGGGCGGCCAGGGAGCACCUGCGCGGUGA
Orcinus orca (killer whale) is the source of this 1151-nucleotide messenger RNA. RefSeq names its product sodium/glucose cotransporter 5. The record is from RefSeq and is a predicted model, not a curated record. Gene Ontology annotation, cellular component: plasma membrane. Lineage: Eukaryota; Metazoa; Chordata; Mammalia; Artiodactyla; Delphinidae. Gene Ontology annotation, molecular function: D-glucose:sodium symporter activity. The transcript is spliced from 9 exons. Bases 258 to 1151 code for a protein of 297 amino acids. Gene Ontology annotation, biological process: transmembrane transport.